Molecule: messenger RNA, 960 nt
Organism: Perognathus longimembris pacificus (Pacific pocket mouse)
Lineage: Eukaryota; Metazoa; Chordata; Mammalia; Rodentia; Heteromyidae
Product: collagen alpha-1(I) chain-like
Exons: 6
Coding region: 1-960 (319 amino acids)
Source: RefSeq, a predicted model, not a curated record
AUGGGGGGCCGGGCGCUCCUCGCCCUGUGCCUCCUCGCCGCCGCAGGUGGCCGGCGGGGCGGGGAGCCGGGGCGGGGCGGCACCGCCCGCGCCCCCCAGCCGCCCCCGCGCCCGCCCGCGCCCCGCGCCCCGCGCCCCGCGCCCGGGUCUCCAGCGCACCUGCCGGCCGCCGCGUCCCGCGCUCGCCGUGCCGGGACCCGGGCCGCGGAGGCGGCGUCUCGGGGGGGCCGGGCCGGGGCGCCGGGGGCGGCGGGCGGCCCGGGGGGACGGGGCCCCGCGCUGGGGAGGAUGCGGCACCAUCCCCGGGACGGCGGCCGGGCCGGGGCCGAGGGUGCGCUCGCGCUGGACGGCCGGCGGAUCUACCUGGCGGCCCCGCGCCGACCCCGGGCCCCCCGCGCGCCCCCCACUCCCCGGGCACCCCGCUUUCCCCAAGGCGGCCCCGCGCCCUUGCAGCCCCUGAGCGAGCAGCCCGCGGAGGCCCGGACGCCCGCAAAGGGUAUCAUGGAGACCCGUGAAGGCCAGGCCGGGGAGACAGCGGGGCAUACAGACCUGGUCCACGCCAACGCUCUGUCACACACUCAAAACGAGACGUAUUCGCUAGGGGCUCCCAGUUCUUCUACCUUCGUCCAGUUUGCGCCUUACUCACCGCGGGUUCGAGAUGGAGGGAAGGAUUCCACGGGAAUGAAGGAGGGCGUGGGACGGAGACGUUUGCCCGUGGACGGCCCGGUCUCCUUUGCUGCAACAGAAGACGUGGGAGAGAAAGGCAUCCCUUGUCCCACGCCGGGCUGGCGUGUCACCGCUCUCCGGGCGCUGAGCCUUCGGCGGGAGCUCCGAGGGGACACGCGAGGAGCCUGCAAGUGCGUGGCCUCCCGGCAGGUCAGCCGAGCUGACCUGGAGGCCACCGGCUCCGCUGCGGCCGGCCUCGUCACCUCCCCAGGGGUGGCCUGCGUGGCAGCUUGA